Molecule: messenger RNA, 1133 nt
Organism: Arabidopsis arenosa
Lineage: Eukaryota; Viridiplantae; Streptophyta; Magnoliopsida; Brassicales; Brassicaceae
Source: the annotation of a GenBank genome assembly
CGAAGUUUGAUUCUCCGCGGACAGAUGUGUUUUAUCCCUUUUGUGUUGCCGAUGGAGGUGAAUUUGUUUUGGCACCCGUAAUCAUUCGUGCGAGUCCAUGGGAGCAGGAGGAGGAGGAUGAAAUGUCACCCCAAAAUGAAGAUGAAUCAUCACCAUCAGCCUGUGUAGCAACUUACCAUAUGAAAUGUCAUUCUCAACCAUACACAACUGUUGCUCCUUCUGUUCACGGUUUGAUUUGCUAUGGACAUCCGUCUAAACUCAUGGUGUACAACCCUAGCACUAGACGAUCCAUUACUCUUCCCAAGAUUGAUUCUCAAAGGAUUAAUAUGUACCACUUCCUAGGUUAUGAUCCCAUCCAUGGUGAUUACAAAGUUUUGUGUAUGACAGUUGGAAUCCAUGUUUAUAAGGGACGUGGUAUGGCUGAAGAGCUUCGGGUUUUGACUUUGGGAAAUGGGAAUUCUUGGAGGUUGAUUGAAGAUUUUCCUCCUCAUUUUCUUGAGUAUCAUUAUUCUCCUGAUAUAUGUAUCAAUGGACCAGACCGUGACUUGCGUCCAAAGCUGAAAAGCUUCAACGGAAAGCUUGUAGUCCUGUUCUCUACUAAUGGUGGAUUUGAGUUGUGGGUUCUAGAGGAUUCUGCGAAACAUGAAUGGGCAAAGAAGUUAUUUGUUUCGGAUAUAGAUUGCUGGAGAAAUGGUUGUAUGUUUCAAGUCUUUUGUCUCACUGAUGAAGGUGAGUUUAUUUUCGCACCAAGAGAACUCGGUAAACCACCAUUUUCCCUUCUCUAUUAUGAUCCGCAGGAAAAUACUGAGGGAACAGUCCACAUAGAAGGCAUCACAGAACUGAAGCUUCCACUUUGGGAUAACGAUUCAGAUCGUCGUUUAAUCUCUAUCUUUUCUGGUCAAGUUGAGAACCUCAUGUGUCUCUAACGAGUGAUCGCUCAUUAGUCUAGAGGACAAUGACCUUAUGGGUUUCAUGAUCAUCUCCACUUAAAUGUUUUGUUCUCUGGUUGUAGUUGAGUUUUAUCUAGUUUACUUGGAAGGGUUUCAUGAUCUUUUUGUCUUUAUUGGUGACAGUUUCUCUGUUUUGAACUUAUUCGUUACCCUAUUCAUCUUUUAUAAAUAUAGAGGUCUACU